This is a messenger RNA of Trichomonas vaginalis G3, 2346 nucleotides long. Its product is annotated as protein kinase protein. Bases 1 to 2346 code for a protein of 781 amino acids. Gene Ontology annotation, molecular function: protein kinase activity; ATP binding. Gene Ontology annotation, biological process: protein phosphorylation. The record is from RefSeq and is a predicted model, not a curated record. The transcript has a single exon. Lineage: Eukaryota; Parabasalia; Trichomonadida; Trichomonadidae.
AUGGGUAGAACAAAGAACAGAUUUAUUAUUCCUUUUGUAGGCUAUACUGUCGAAAAACCAUUCUGUAUAAUCACAGAAUACAUGCCUAAUGGAGCUUUGAAUAAUUAUCUUAGAAAGGAAUGGAGAGCAAAGCCAAUAUUCUCAGGAACACACCUUACAAUGAUAGCUAUGGGUCUUAUUUGCGCUAUCCGCUAUUGCCACGUACAAAGAAUUAUUCAUCGUGAUAUUAAAGCUGCAAACUUACUUCUCGACCAUCACUUCUUACCAAAACUCUGUGAUUUCGGUAUUUCUCGUUUCAUUGCUACUCGCGCGAUGACAGAUGGUAUCGGAACCGCAUCUCAUAUGGCUCCAGAGAUAUUCGUCAGCACAAAGUACAAUAUUAAGGUCGAUGUAUUCGCUUACGGGGCAACUCUCUUCGAAAUGCUCGAGAAAAAGAAUCCAUACGUUGGACAUCCGGUAGAAGAGGUCAUUUCUAACUUCAGAAAGGGUAAAAGACCAAUCUUCAGGAACAAGGAAAUCCCAGAUGGUCUCAAAGACUUACUAAACCGUUGCUGGUCGCAAUCUCCAAAAAAUAGACCGACACCUGCUGAAAUUUACUUAGAAUUCGCAUCAGGAAAGGCAUAUUUCGCAGGUACAGACCACAAAGUCAUCAAAGAAUUCACCCAUGUGUUGAAUAAAGAAAUGAAUGAAAUGAAAUUCACGAGAACAGCGAACAAGAAGCCGGCAACCAAGUGGCAGAAGGAAACUGUGAAGCAACUACAGACCAAAUUAGAAAGAUCCAUGAAAGUCGACGCAAUGAAACUCGCAUUUGGCAUAGAACUCUCCGAAACACAAAUGGACGAUGAGCCACUGAUGAAAAUUGACACAGAUGACACAGACCAAAACGAUAACGCUUCUGACGAAGAAAAUUUCGAAAAGGAACAUGUAGAAAAAGCUGAAAUCAUCAGUAAAUCAUCACCCGAACCCAACAAAGAGCCAACAAUCAUUGAUAUUCUCAAUGAUUCACAGCAUCCAAUGUUCAAAUCUUCUGUUAUUGAAGUAUUAGAUAAGGUUACAGAAGAAGAAUUCCCUGGAAUAUACUCUAUUCUUAUCAAAUACUUCAUGAGCAAGGACGAUGACCUCAUUCCUGCUUUCAUUCUUGAGAAUUUCACAAAAUUGGUCAAAAGAUUACCGAAUAUCAUCAAAUUCUUCGACCAAUACCACUUCUUCUCUGUUCUCCCUGUCAAUUCACAGCAAGCACAACGUGCAACUCUCUUCUUCGUCGCUCAUAUCUUCGAAGAAUCUCCAAAUUCAAUCCAUUCAACGGUUUUCAGAUCAUUGAAUGCCUUGUUUAGGGUCUACCCCCAACAAACCCUUUAUUUAUUCCCUCAUUACAUCAACCGCUACAACAGACUUGAAAAUCCCGAACCUGUUUUGAAUUUAUUCCUAAAACAAGGGAAAAAAUACAUAAACAGCGAUUUCGGAGUUAUCUACAUCAGGUUGAUCUAUCAAUUAUACACAAUAGAAGGCUUCUGCAAAGAAAACAAAGAAGUAUUGAAACAAACAAUUUCAGCUUUUACGAGAUCCCAAAAUUCAUCAACAAUGGCAGUUUCUUUGUCAAUUUUUGCUUUGACGUUUGAAGAAACCGACCAAAUACCACUCGACGCGAUAAUUAAAGCGUUGCCUAAUAUACAAUGUGCAGAUUCAUGUGCGAACAUCUUAAUGAGAACGCAGAAUUAUCCGCAAUCAAAAACAUUGUUUAAGAGUCUUUGCGAUAAAUGUCAAAGACCAAAGAUCGCGAGAUGUCUGAUGAAAUUCGCGGCGAUGUCGAAUGAACACAGAAAGAUAUCAGCGAGUACAACGAAAUGGAUGAAUGUUGCUAAUCCUUUCACGUAUAGAACAUUCUUAAUUAUCUUUUCUGAUAGAAAUCUCAGACAAAAUGUGAUAAAAUCAAGACAUUUCGGUAAUUUCGUCACUAAAUGUUUGAGAACUAUUCCGGAUGAUGUAAUUCCUUCUUUGGCAACUGUUCUAAGACGUGCUGAUUUGAAUCAGGGACUGUUGUUAACAAUGACUGAUAAUUCUUUCUUUGAAGCUUUGCUUGAGAAAAUGUCUGUCAUUCCUUCGAAAGAAAACGAAAAGAAGAUUUUGGGAACAAUGGUUAUAUUGGAUUCUUGUGUUCAAAAGGGAUAUUCGUCUGAUUUCAAGUUGUUUAUUCACUUGUUGACGAAUUUAAUCCAGAAAAGUAAUAAUUUGACAAAACCUACAGCAAUGUUGAUUGUUUCUUUGAGUUCUCACAGCAAAAUGGCUUCGAGAUUCAAGAAGAUACAAGGAUUGGUUGAAUACUUCACGAGAAUGAAGAAGAAAUGA